AGUAUAUCUCUUCUCUGUAUUUCAUAUAUGAAUGCGUAGAGAUAAUUCUAGGUCUGUAAAUCUGAGCAUUCACCACUCGAUACCUUAAACUGCCAGACCAAUUGGUAUGAGCAAGUUGCAAACAAUUAAUGAAUAAUAUACAAGGACUCCAUUAAUUGAAAACUCAUAAUAUAUCUCUUUAUUUACUUCAUAAGUUGAAUCAGUGCCUAGGAGGAAAUCCCAAAGCUUUUUUCUGCACACCAGAUAGCGGAUAAGAAGAGAGAUAAAGCCAUAACAACAGGAUUAUACGAGGAGGAGAAGGUUCUCCCAUGCACGUCCCUGACUUGCUACAACUUAUAACUCUUACAAGAUGCGCAACAUGGCAAGCGGUAGUGGAGCCUCCCAGAAAGGCAUUGCUGCUAUCGUCGGCGUCGGACCCAAACUUGGCCGCUCCAUUGCUCGGAAAUUUUCCCAGGAAGGCUACACCGUUGCCAUCCUUGCCCGAGAUUUAGGGAGAUUAUCUAGAUUCGCGGAGGAGAUAGCUAGAGAAGCAAAGGCUCAAGUUUUCGCCAUUAGAAUCGAUUGCUCAGACUCACAAAGUAUUCGAGAAGCAUUUGAAGGUGUUCUUUCUCUUGGGUUCGUUGAAGUUCUAGUCUAUAACGCAUACCAACAACAACAACCAGUCUCCUUUAUCUCAUCACCAUCACCAUCAUCUUCAUCCUCGUCUUCUUCAGCUACGAAUAGGGUAUCAAACAGUCAACUAUAUCCGACUAGUUUCAUAGAUGUUCGCAUUGAUUCUUUUGAAAAAUCUCUUGCUGUCUCUACAGUUGGUGCUUUCCAUUGUGCUCAGCAGGUGUUGCCUGGGAUGGUAGAGAGAAGGAGAGGGACCAUCCUCUUCACUGGCUGUUCUGCUUCUCUUAAUGGAUUUCCUGGUUUCUCAGAAUUAUGUUGUGGGAAGUUCGCUUUAAGAGCAUUAUCACAGUGCCUGGCUAAAGAGGUUCAACCUCUUGGUGUUCACGUCGCACACGUUAUCAUCGACGGUAUCAUUGGUCCCCCCAGAUCCUCAGCAUCACCUUCGAGAUCAAUGGUUGGGGAGCAGCAAGUAGGAGAAGGAACGAGCUUGUCACUGGACCCUGAUGCAUUGGCUCAGACAUAUUGGUAUUUACAUGUUCAAGACCGGAACGUUUGGACUCACGAGAUAGAUCUUAGAUCCUCAAACUCCAACAGUUUUAACAUGUAGACGUUUAAGUUGGUGUCUGUUAAUUUUCAUUUCCAUUGCAUUUUCAUAAAAAAUUCUCUUUGCGGCUUUAGUAGCCAAAGAAUCUGUUCAACUAUAUUGUGUUUGUUAAUUUCCCUUUUUUCUAGUAAAUAUUUUUUUACAAUAA
Molecule: messenger RNA, 1364 nt
Organism: Papaver somniferum (opium poppy)
Lineage: Eukaryota; Viridiplantae; Streptophyta; Magnoliopsida; Ranunculales; Papaveraceae
Product: very-long-chain 3-oxoacyl-CoA reductase
Exons: 5
Coding region: 350-1219 (289 amino acids)
Source: RefSeq, a predicted model, not a curated record